Messenger RNA from Magnolia sinica, 889 nucleotides. RefSeq lists its product as uncharacterized. The coding region runs from base 32 to 418 and encodes 128 amino acids. NCBI's taxonomy places the organism in Eukaryota, Viridiplantae, Streptophyta, Magnoliopsida, Magnoliales, Magnoliaceae. The transcript has 2 exons. The record is from RefSeq and is a predicted model, not a curated record.
GGGAGCUGAGGUCGAGGUUGGAGCAACCCCCAUGGUGGAAGUUUUGCCUUCCGAAGCGCGGGCGGCCUCUAGCUGUGAGGUUCAGCUCUCUUCACCUCAAUUGGCUAGCUCGGUCUGGGUUCAAGGUGGUGAGGGUCAGGCCUCCCUGAAGUCGGCUAUUGCUGCGACAAAGGGCCUUAUGCCUUGGAUUGCUCAGCAUGUGCCUGAUGUCGAAUUUACUCAGGUGAUGGAUAUGCCCCCAGAGGCUGUCGCGGGCCAUAUGGCUGCUCUUUUCAAUAGGUUCGCCCCUUCCCUUGUCCGCACUCGUUGUGACAUAUCGCAGCUUAAGACGGAGUGCAAGGAGGUGGAAGCAACCUUUUUACAAAAGAGCGCUGAGUCCGAGUACUUCCAUUCUGAGAACGCCGCUUUAGUGGCUUAAACAGAGGGGUCAAAGGCCAAGCUGGAGGCCACAAGGACCGAACUGGAGGGGGCGAAGGUUUCACUCAAAGAGGCCCUAGAGAAGGGUGUUCGGUGGAAGUCUGAGAACGCCGAGCGAAGCAUACCCUGGACGUGAAUAUGAAGGAGGCCGAGGCGGCUCUUCUGAAUGCUAAGGAGGCGGGUGUGGAGGAGCUAAGGGCCUCCAAAGAAUGGGAGGAGGAGAGGGAUGCCCUUUAUAGUGCCGGGUACGAUAAAUGCCUAGAAAACAUUAAGGAGGCACACCCUGGGCUUGACUUAUUUGCAUUCGAGGCCGACCCUUUUAAAGAUUCUGCUCUGGCUGAGAGCUGAGGUCUUUUGCUUUCGAACACAUUCACCCUCCAGCCGCUCGAAUCUUUGAUGUUUUUGAAUGUACCCUUCUUUUACUUUCACCAUGUACCUUUUUAUCUUUUUUAAUGAAAAGAACAAUUUUUUA